This is a messenger RNA of Pelagomonas calceolata, 1519 nucleotides long. The record is from the annotation of a GenBank genome assembly. Lineage: Eukaryota; Pelagophyceae; Pelagomonadales; Pelagomonadaceae.
CUGCCGCACGCCCACGCCGCCUACGCGUACGCGCAUCGGGCUUACGCGAGCCCCGAUACGUUCUCUACCGACACACUCCACAGCUGUGGAUUUUGUUGCAGCAACUCGCGCUGGUUGACGAGAAAGCAAUCAGGCUCAUCUGGUCGCCUCUGUCAUCGACGCCGCAAUGGUCGAGGAGCAGCAGAAACGCUGCGCGAAACUUGCGGCGCUGCUCACGGGACAUGCAUCGGACCCCCUCUUGGACAACGCGCCAGAGCCGCCCGACAACAUCAAGCGCCUGCAUGCGGCGGGCUACACGAACGUGACGCGCGGCACCCUCUCGAUCGCGCCGUCGCUACUCAUGUCCCGCAUGGGCAAGCCCGAAGGCCUCGACCAGCUGCGCCUGUGGCUAGACUGCGGUGGCGACGUCGACGCGCAGAUGCGUAACGGCGGCCGAUUGCUGAUCUCUGCCAUCAGCCAUUGCAAUGCCGACGCGGUGGCGCUGCUCAUUAGCCGCGGAGCGAGCACAGAGGGCGCCCUGAAAGAGGUCUGCAGUGUCGAGGAGGUCGAGGGUUACCCGGGGCGCGUAGAAAUGGCGCAGCUGCUCCUUCGCCACGGCGCGAGCACGGAGGGCGCCCUACACCAGCUCUGCCGUAUCAAAGGGUCCUCAAUUGUACCCUUCACAAAGGGUCCCUCGGAAGCCCUCCAACUCGCGCGACUCCUCGUCGACGCCGGAGAGGACGUGAACGCGGUGCGCGACGGCCCAUACGGCACGAAGAUGGUGCCGCUGCGCGACGCCAUUUUUUGGCGGGGUCGGGAUUCACACCAUGACGAUCUCGUACAUUUUCUCUUGGCUCGUGGCGCCAAGACGGACUGGUACGAGCAGCUCUGGCGAGGCUGCGGAGGGAUUCCGCCAUCGAACUCUCGAAAGUUGAUUGCCGUCGUCCUGGCCGCGGGAGGCUGGCGCAAGUACACGUUGCCGCCGCGGAAGGACAUGCUCGUGCUCCGGGAGCUCUGCGAAAAGGACCGCGCCAAGCCGCCCGCCCAGUUCGAACGGCUCUUCGCUCUCCCGAAGGGCGUAUUCUGGCGCGUGAUCAGCUUCUGGCGGUCCUACCUCGACGAGCCGCACGCGAUCGACGAUGAUGAUUACUAUGCGGCGCUCACGAAGCAGCCGACUGCCCAGGAGUACAACUUACAUCAAAUCUUAAGUGCCAUGCCCGGUAUGAAUCUCGACGAGGCGGGCACGGAGGCUUUCCGCCAGCAGCUCGUGUCACUCAACAUCAUUCCCGCCGAGACCGUCCUGUCGGCUCCGCGCGACACCGGCGCGUUACCCGAGCAGCGACCGCGGCUCGUGCUCGACGUCGCCGCGAACCCGCGCCUGGCUGCGCGGCAGGCCGAGGCGCGCCAGCACCUCGGGCUUCCCCCGCCGCGAGAGCCUGCGGCGGAGGUGACCGCAGCGGAGGAGACGGCAGAGUCUCCAAUUGGACGAGCCACUCGCCUGCGGCGCGAGGCGAGACGCAGAGCGCGCGAGCAGCGCUAG